GAGGCCAGGGCGGUACCUGUUCCUGGAUUGAUCUGGAGCACCCUCAGCUGUCUGGAAGGUCAAUUCUGGCACUACGCCCUCUCCAUCGACCUCCACCAGCCUUGGCAAUUGCGGCCAGAGGAUUUCUAUCCUGAGAUAGACAUGGCCCGGAGAUGGGUGGCACGGAGAUGGCACAGGGACCAUCAUGCGAAUUUGUGCGUGAACGGGUCGGAAGCGGAAAGCUCCGGAUGUCUUUUCGGAGAAAUCCGGUCAGCAGACGACUUCCCUUCUAUCCUGAACGACCGUUCCCUCAUGGUUGAGAACGACACUCACCAGUUCGAUUUAUGGCAGUUCGCCCCUGUCGAGGACAACGGCUGGGUCUUCCUGGGGGAGACAGGAAAAUAUGUGAGCGUCAGCAGCAAGCGCUUCAGCCGCGUGCGGCCCUUGCAACAUGGACUGCUCGUCACCUUGGCCGGAGUCGUCGGAGAGGAAGUCCGGCUGACUGCCCUGAUGCCCAAUAGUGCUGGUUGGACUGUGCUGGAGAAGCUUGUGAAGCUUGAGCAUAUAGUGGCUGUUGUGGCUCUUUCUUCGGAGCCUUCUGAAUCCUUCGAAGAUGUCUUGCAAGUAUAA
This is a messenger RNA of Symbiodinium necroappetens, 609 nucleotides long. The record is from the annotation of a GenBank genome assembly. NCBI's taxonomy places the organism in Eukaryota, Dinophyceae, Suessiales, Symbiodiniaceae.